AUGACAGGCAAUGCUAUACCCCCCUUCCUCUGGCUCUCUCUAUAUAAAGUGAGUGCUGCUGGGGGACCUCAGACACAGAGGAUCAGCUCAAUGGAAUCCUCCAGGAUGCACCUGGCAAUCAGCCUGCUGACUUCUACCUUCCUAGUGUUACUGCUCAGAGCCAACUGUGAGGACUCAGACUACCUGGAGCCCAGAGCCCUGGACUUCUACUCUCCUAUAGAGAACCCCUACCAUGAGAAGGAGCUGGUGAGUACUGGCAUGGCAUUGAACAAAAGGUAGAUCCCCAGCUACUAGCACCACAUGGAGAAAGCUACAGAUAUACUUAUAGCCAGCUUUACCUAUAGCUUUUAUUAUAACCUGUACCCAUAUAUCUAUUGUCCUCUUGUUUAACUUGUGAAGUGGUGAUGGCGUUUAGCUUCCCACCUGUUAUUAGCUUGUUCUGUUCAGAUUUUGGGAUUUAAUGGAAAGGGCUGGUUGCUUUAAGUUUAAUCUGAACACAUUGUAACAUAGACUGACAGUUACUGAAUGCAUGGGACAAGCUUCCUCAAGCACUCAUCAUCCCUAUAUGUUAAUUUAAAGUCAUGGAAACACUGCCAGGGUUUAUAUUUAAACCAUGGAUAUUAUUUUGCUGAUUUCUUACUAGAGCAAGUUUUCUUUAGCCAGUAUGAACAUGUUAACCUUAAAAUAACCCUUAUUACACAGUUACACGGUUGGAAAGAGACUUGAGUGAUCUAAAUGAAUGCAAGAAAACCCCAGCUUGAAGCGCUUCCAAUUUUGCAACAAUAUACCGAAUGCUUUUAUCAUGAUGCGACCUGAUGAUGAUGUAACCAUUACAUCAGCGCUGCGGAAUAUGUUGGCGCUUUAUAAAUGCCAGUAAUAAAAGUAAACACGUGGGUCUGUGAGAGAUUUUGGUGUCUAUUCACUGACCACUGGAAAGGCAGCCGAAUGCCAUCUGAUUGUGAAAAUUCAACGGUUUUAACUGAAUGUAACCAAGUUGGCUAUUUAUAAAAAGUGAAUUUGGGUCUUGCAACUGAAUUGUCAGUUCUGUUUGGCUCAGUUCAAUUGCUGGCUGAGAUGACUAAAUUCCAUGUCAUUUCACUGAUUCAGCUAUUAAUAAACAGCCGAAUUGUGACCCAAAUUCUUUGAUCCAGUUUUCCUUAAACAUAUAGCACCCACCGAUCACCACAAGCCCCCCUAACCCUAGGUCAACCUAAAACAUUAUAAAUCUCUCGUAUGCCUAUUACAAUACAUCCCCAAAUCAUCCCCCUACACUUACCUUUGUAGUAUUGUGUUCCUUGAAGCACUGACAUUUAGCCCCAUUGCAGCUGUAAUUCAGUUGAGCUGUUUUCAAAUCUGAAUCGAAAGAUUGAAUUGAGAAUUAACAUAGCAGGGAUCCAUUGGACUCGUUUUGCUUAGCAUUUGGUUGAUAGUGAGUACAGCGAACCUUACAAUGAAAUUUACUGAAUUUGCUUUAGGAAACUCACUAUUUAGUAAAUAGACCCUUUUGUUUCCGUGCUUGGCCGAGUGUGAUUUUUAUUUUAUUAUUAUCGACAUUUAUAUAGCGCCAACAGAUUCCGUAGUGCUUUACAAUAUUACGAGAGGGGGAGAUCUAACAAUAAAUAAGACAGUUGCAAAAAACUUACAGGAACGAUAGGUUGAAGAGGGCUCUGCUCAAACGAGCUACCAGUCUAUAGGGUUAGUUAUCACAUUAAUCUUGAGGAUUCCAGCUGUUUCGGAAUGGAACGUGGAACAUUUGAAAUAUUAAUUUAAUAAAUAACAAAUUGUUGCUUUUCCUUUAAUCUUACUGUAAAAUUACGAGACGUUCUUUUCUUAAAUCAGUCAGCGACAAGGGCGUAUAUUUUUCUAUAUUCUUCUCUCUUUCAACUUCUCCAUGUCUUGCACCCUAUCUCUCUCCUUUCCUUCCUUUGUUCUUCUACUAUCUCCCCUUUAUUAUUAAAAGUCAAACUAUGGCUGAGGGUUUGAUCAUUCUUAUCAAUAACAUUUUGUUAUGCACUUUUGUGACCUUCUGUUAUUUUAUUAUACUUUUAUUAACAGGGUUAUUCAAGAAAGUGAGAAUUGUCAGGAAGUCAAGGUCAAUUUCAAAUUUAAUACCAAAUCGGUAAACUGGGAAAAUUCAGGUCUGCUCCCAUUCUGACUAUUUUGAUCUGAAAUGUUAAAUUUAGUUUGAAUUCACUUUGAAUUUCUAACAAUUCUCUGUUAGUCAGUAAGCUUGUUAGUGUUUAGACUUCUGUAUUUUCGUACAAUAAAUAAAGCCUAAAUAAAACAUUUAAUAGCAAAAAACAAGCAGGUCGGUAACAAAAUAUAUUCCCAGCUGUUAGAGAACACUUCGUCACAUUGUUACAAAAUAUCCCACCUGAUUAAAAGCUCCAUGCUAGCUAUAAAUAUAUAUAUUUACAUAAGAGAAAUGGUAACAAACAUUUUGGCACUGUUGAUGCUGUUGACUACAUUUCCCAUGAUGCAUUAAAAGCAGUUUGUUCACUAGAGCCACCUGUGGUUCCUAGCAGUCAGUCUCUUGUGGAAUCCUAUACAAAGUGGACUGAAGAUGUUACAGUGUUUAAACAGAAUUCUUACACCAUCAGAAAGAAAUAAUAGGAGCUGAAUUGCAAAAUUUAGGCUGAAAUUGCAAACCUGUGACUGUAGCGGAGUUAGAUAAUUUUCCCAAGUCAGCUAUUUUUGUCUCAGUUUUGAAGUUCGGUUUUCAGUUCACUACAAUUUGCUGUUUAGUGACAAAGCCCCGUAGUGUACAUAGAAUGAUACUUGGUACAUAGGAGUGCAGCUUUCCCUGGCUUGAUGUAUUUUGACUACUGUCUUGUUUUUGUCUUUAAGAUUGAUGCACUACAAGAAGUGUUGGAAAAACUAAAAAAUAAACGACUCCCCUCAUUUGAGAAAAAAUAUGGACAGGUACCCAUGGUAAGUGAUCCCUUUCUUUCCUGGCAGGAGAGCAUUCUUUAUGAACAAACGGCUAACCCCAACAAGGUAUUCCCAGUCGUUAUUAACAGAAUAGAAAGAAAAUUAGUAAUUUAACGAGAGUUCCAUGAAGAAUACAGCAGUUACUCCUCCCCUGUACGUAGAACACUGUACAUGUAGGUACUCCUUGGCCAGGAGUUGAACCAUUCUUAACAUUAAAAAUAAGAUAGAUACUUACAUUUCAAGUUCCUGCAUUGGGUGCAAAAGCCCAAGGCUGUGUGCAUUCUGCACUGUAACCAGUAAGUUACUCAGCCAAUCAGAAUGCUCAUUUAAAAUUCAUCGCACUGCUCAGCUUAUCCCAUAAGCAGGGUAUUAUGGUCACAACAAGGGUUUCUGGGAGCUCUACUUCAAUUGUAGAACAGCUAGAUGAUAUAAUGUAAAGAUAAUGAUAUGACAGAGCAAACACUGUCAAUUAGAAGAGAGGGGAAGGAAGAAGCAUGAGCCUAUGGGGAAAAACAAUUUUUUUGUUUAAUAUUUUUUGAUUAGUGUUCAAAUGAGUUGUGAAACAGAACUAUGGAUCACAAGGCAAUAAAAAAAAUAAAAAUAAAAAAAAAAAGCACAGGAUUUUUUAAAUUCAAAAACAAAAUAAAUUCAAAGUGAAUUUAAAUUUUAUGGUCAAACUACAAGCUACAAGAAGAGUCAGGUAUGCUCCUCUGGCCGUAGAUAGGAUUAUGAAGAAAACAAGAAAUUCGAUACUUAGGGACUUAUUAAAGGGACACUAUAGUCACGAGAACAACUACAGCUUAUUGCAUUUGUUCUGGUGAGUAGAAUCAUUACCUUCAGGCUUUUUGUUGUAAACACUGUCUUUUCAGAGAAAAUGCAGUGUUUACAUUACAGCCUAGUGAUAGCUUCAGAUGGCUGCUAAAGGUGCUUCCUGCUGCACAGUGUGACUGCCAUUCAGUGUCUCCAUCCUCUGCAUGCACACACACUGAACUUUCCUCAUAGAGGUGCAUUGAUUCAUUUCAUCACUAUGAGGAGAUGCUGAUUCGCCAGAGCUGUGUUUAACUUGUGUUGGCUCUGCCCCUGAUCUGCCUCAUUCACAGUCUCAGACAAUCCUAUGGGGAAGCAUUGUGAUUGGCUCAGAACAACACUUCUGAUUAUGUCAGCAGACAGCUUGCUAUUCUGAGGCAGACAUGGGCAGAGCCAGCAGCUUCAGGCUUGAAUACAAGUAAGAUUUUACUAUAUUUAUGGAGUCAAGAGAGGGCCAGGGUGGCUAGAUGGUGGUUUUAACCCUAUAGAGUCAAAAAUAUAUGUUUGUGUUCCUGACCCUAUAAUGCUCCUUUAAAUAACCAGUGAAUAGCAGUGAGCUGAAACCAAAUGUAGGCCAAAAUUGCUGAUUAAAAAAAAUUCUCAAACUCAGGUAUAGUAACAGAUUAUUUAGGCUAUAAUUUGCAAUUCAGUUUACAAUUCACUACGAUUGUCUGUUUAGUGUAAAAACGCCACUAAUUUGAUUUGUUUGAUAUUCAAAGUAAUAUAAAAUUUUAGUUUAUGCCUUAACUGUAAAAAAAUUUCACUCCAGCCGGUUUCUCUAAAAUUGGAAUUCCCUCACAGGGUUUUUCACUAAAGGGAGAAUUCAAUGUAAAUUCAAAGUAAAUUUAAAACUUAACGUGAAAAUAGUCAAACUGAAGAAAAUAUCUGUCAAUUAUGCUUUCCGUUUAGGUAUUCUGGCUUUAAAUUUGAAAUUCUCUCUAAAUUCACUUUGAACUCACAAUUUAGUAAAUAGCCCUAGUUGGUGAAAUCCCUGAUAGAUAAGGGGAAAUAGGAAAUAGCACUAUUUGUAAUUUUAUGGAAUCGUCAUCUUCAUGACAUAAUCACAUGUUGAAUUUUCAUACACACACCGGCAACAGACCAACUGUGAAAUAUAACAUAACCCAGAUGGGACAUAAAUCAAUGAUUAAAAAAUGCUAAAUAAACUCAGCAAUCACUUCCGGUAAGUUCCCUAAUUUAUAAACAGAUAUUAUUAAAAUUCUAUGUUAAAUGAAACUACUUUUUUUAUCCCAGCUAUUUUGGUAUAAAAACUCAACAUUUCACAGAUGCUCCUCCUCUCUACCCUCCCCAUCCUUGGGCUCAGGGUUAAUAAUAAUAAUAAUAAUAAUAAUAAUAAUAAUCAAUAUAGCGCCUACAUAUUACACAGCACUUUACAAUUAUAAAAUGGGGGAUAUUUGACGGUAAGUAAUUUACAUUCGGAAUUUAACAGACAAGAGGUGAAGACCCUGUUUAAACGAGAUUAUAAUCUAUUAAGGGCCAAAUGUAUCCAGUCUGUAACCCCUUUUUUUUUUCCCUUCAGAUUUUUCUUUUCUAUAUAUUUCUAGAAAAUAGACACUGUCUGUAUACCAAGGCGUGCGCACGGGGUGUGCCGGGUGUGCCUGGGCACACUCUAAUCACACCUCCAUGCUGCACUGCCUUAGGGCAGACUAACAUGCCCGACACAGGAGGGGGCCCGGCGGCUUGCCCUGAUGGAGAUACAGGCUCAGUCUGCAGCUCCGCCGGGAUUGAGCUGCAGACUGAAGUGUCUCGCGAUCUCCAGCCUGUCAGAGCGUUGCCGCGGGUUACCACGGCAACGCUCUGACUGACUUGAGAUCGCGAGACUCACCAUGUGGUCUGCAGCUCACUCCUGGCGGGGCUGCAGACUGAAGAGAGAGGGCGCCCACUGGACCACCAGGGAACGUAUUUAAACCCUCUGCCCCCUGUCACUCACUGCCCCUCCACCCCCCCUAUCAAUGCCCCUCCACCCCCCUAACCCCUGUCACUGCCCCUCCACCGCCCCAACCUGUCACCUCCACCUCCUCUGCCCCUCUCAAUGCUUCACCCCCCCACACCCUGUCACUGCCCUCCACCUCUCACUGCCUCUUCACGCACUUGCCCCUAACCCCUGUCACUGUCCACUCCACCCCACUAACCCCUGUCACUGUCCCUCCCACCCCCCUAACCCCUGUCUGCCCCUCCGCCCCCUUACCACUCUCACUGCUUCUUCACCCCCCCACACCCUGUGCGCCUCCACUCCACUUGCCUCUCACUGCCUCUUCUCCUGUCACUGUCCUCCACCCACUAACCUGUCACUGUCCUCCACCCCCCUAGCCCUGUGCGCGCCUCCACCCCCUUACCACUCUCCCACUUAGCUUCUUCACCCCAACCCACAAAACGCCCCUCUACCCCCCAGCCCCUGCCCGGCUGCCCCAUCCACCCCAACCUGCUCCACCCCAGCCCUGCCCCUCCACCCCCAACCCCUUGUUGCCUCACCCCCCAACCCCAUCACUGCCCUAAACCCUGUCCCUCUAUCCCCCCAACCACUGUCACGCCCCUCUACCCCCAACCCCUGCCCCUCUACCCCCCAGCCUGCCCCUGCCCUCCCACCCCUCAGCCCCUGCCCCUCCACCCACCCCUACACACAACACUUGCCCCUCCACCCCCAACCCCUGUCGCCCACACAGUGCACUUCUCACAAUCCUACACACUGUACCCCACACACACUGCAUCCCUCACAAUCACACACACACUGUACUCCUCACAAUCACAUGCACUGUACCCCUCACAAUCACACUGUACCUUUCACAAUUACACAAACACACUGUAUCCCUCGCAAUCACACACACUGCACCGCUCACAAUCACACUGCACAUACAUACAUAUAUAUAUAUAUAUAUGUAUAUGUAUGUACGCGGCGUGUGUGUUUGUGGUUUAGGGUGCACACCCUAAUGCAACAGGCUGUGCACGCCUAUGUCUGUAUAUGAUAUAUAAGUAUAAUGCUUCUCAUUGUUAUCUGUAUUUGCGUCUUGUAUUUUUGUGCUCAAUAGAGAAUAUAAAAAAAAAAAAAAAGAAAGAAAAAUAGCUCAGUUCUCCAGCAUUCUCUGUUAGUAAAUCUCUGUACACCCUGGUAUGUUCUGUUGUAGAAGUGCUAGUUGUUUGACUACCCUGAACCCCAGUGGAAUGUCCUAGUGAUGUUGUGUUCACUCAUGUGUUUCUGUUUCAGUGUGACGCUGGUGAACAGUGCGCUGUCAGGAAAGGGGCAAGGAUUGGCCGGCUAUGUGACUGCCCGCGACGGACAUCAUGCAACACGUUUCUGUUAAAAUGUUUAUAGGCAGAAUAAUAAUAUGGACCAAUACACAAUGCUGUUUGAUUUCCAUGGGAGAGCAGGAAUGACGAGGGCUCGUGUGUGAUUUGUUAUCUUUUAUUUUCUGUUUAUAGAUUUUCUAUUCUGUAUUCCAGGGAUGGGCAACUGUUGCUGGACUACAUAAUCACUCCCAGCCAUCAAUUGAAGGCUGAGGAUGAAGACAGUUGAAGUCCAGUAACAGCUGAAUUGAUGCAAACGGUCCACCCAUACAGUCACUUUCAUCCUGCCAGCAAUGGUUGGACUAGAACUACAGAGUUGUAGGAGUUGUAAUCUACCAUCAUCUGAAUUAAAGCACGUUGUCUGUCCUUGCGUCUUUUUGGUUUAUUAUAUGUUUUGUUAUUUUUAUG
Molecule: messenger RNA, 7446 nt
Organism: Pelobates cultripes (western spadefoot toad)
Lineage: Eukaryota; Metazoa; Chordata; Amphibia; Anura; Pelobatidae
Source: the annotation of a GenBank genome assembly